Messenger RNA from Lycium barbarum (goji berry), 1731 nucleotides. RefSeq lists its product as uncharacterized. The transcript has 4 exons. NCBI's taxonomy places the organism in Eukaryota, Viridiplantae, Streptophyta, Magnoliopsida, Solanales, Solanaceae. The record is from RefSeq and is a predicted model, not a curated record. The coding region runs from base 207 to 944 and encodes 245 amino acids.
CUAUUUUUUCUCCAUUUACCUUAUGCACAAUUCUCACUGUUUCAUUCAUCCUAAAUUGUACCUGUCCACUAAUAGGUAAGUUUCUGGGGUGAUUUUUAGUUCUUUAUAGUGUAUCUUGUUUCAUAGAUUCUUCCCUUUCAUUGAUUUUAAGAAAAGCUUUACGACAUUGCUAGGGUUUUUUCGGAAAAGGUUAGAAGUUUGUUUUAAUGGCGGAUGGAAGCACUCCAAUCCGAGUUACUAGAGGCUCUACUGCUAAAAUGGCUGUUGUGAGUAGUGUCGAGUUGCCCCAUGAUAAUGUAGGUAUUGAAAUUACGGAAGAUGAAGGUGCAAAAUAUACCAAGUGGAAAAAUAGUGCUCAGACUCCAUCGAAUUCCAAAGUAUCUGAAUCAAGUAGUGACAAGCGUAGAAAAGUCAUUGUUGCCUCUUCAAAGAGCAAGGCUAAAAUUGAUGUUGAGAGCAAGGGUAAAAGUGUUGCUGAAGAGCAGUCUUCAAAACCAUUGGGUGCUAAAAAUGUUGAUGAAGACAAGUCUUCAAAACCAGUGGGGGUGAUAGAACAGGGAAGUAGAUUCUUUGUGAGAUAUCUUCCUACUCAUUUCGUGCACAUGUCUUGUCAUACUCAUACUGGAGUAUUUAAAGAUCUAAAGGAUAAACUAACCGGCAACCAACUUACCUUAUUUGGUGAAACUAUAUUUGGUGUAUUCCUCCAGAUGCAGUAUUGUGAGGUUCAGUCACAAAUGAUUAGGUGCUUCAUGUUGAGAGAACUAAAGGAAAGCUCUAAAGAUGCAUUUGUAAUGGACAUAAAUGGAAGCAUUUUGCGGUUUACUAUUAGGGAGUUUGCCUUAAUAACUGGUUUGAAUUGUAUUGGUGAUGAAGAGGAGUUUAAAGUUAAAGUUUACAGAAACAGGAAUAAACAGGUUAAUGGAAAGAUAUUUCGGUGGGUCUAAACUUCUGCCGAAGAAGGCAGUUUUGAUAAGCUUCUUUGAGCAAAACGAUUGGGGCCUCAACGAUGUCGAUGCUGUUAAGAUUGCCAUUCUAUAUUCCAUUCAUAUGUACAUAUUGUCCGAUCAGAAGAAUGCUGUAAAUAUACCAAGGCUUCAGUUGGAUUUAGUAGAGAAUGGACGCUACAGAGAUUUCCCGUGGGGCAAGGUAGCUUUCCACUAAUUAAUGAAGAGUAUCUCACAAAAGAUGGAUUCUGUGAAGUAGUUUUAUGCACUUCACGGAAUGCCACUUGCUAUGCAAGUUUGGCUGUAUGAGUGUUGUUCCAAUGUUGAUCCGACUAUUGCGGUUAGGAACGGGAACAACAUUCCCAGAAUACUGAAUUGGACCACUAUAAAAAGUCAACCAACAUUUAAAGAACUGAUGGAAGGCAUGUUUAAAGAAGACAAAACGGGGAUCCGUUUUUUUGGGAACAUUGUGCCGAUCGUGAAUGAGGUUGUUGCUCUUCAAUUGCCCCCGAAUGACGUUCGCGUAGCACCAACUACAAAUUUCCCGCAAUAACCAGUUGAUGAUGAUUUUACUACUACCCCACCCCGCGCGGCAAGGGACACUGAUGCAAAGGGUUUUGUUGCAUCCGAAUCUCCACCACACAAGAAACGUAGACAGUUCUCCGUUGGAGGUUAAUCGUCAAAGAAAGCAGAUCCGGUGAAUGAACCAAUUGCAACACCAAGAAAUACUGCACGGGGGGAGAGUAAGAGGUCUGUUUCUCCAAAGGCCAACGAGGCAGUCCCUCGA